AUGUCUCUUGACCUCGAAAAGCAGCUCACCUUUUAUGGUGCAUAUCACCAUAACCAAGUGAAUAUUGUCAUUCACAUGGUAUGCGUACCGUUGAUCUUAUUUUCAGCAUUCGCAUUGGCAUCAAACUAUGGCCCUUUUUUCACACUGCCAUCAUGGCUCUCACUACCCUAUCUCACCCCAAACCUGGGCACAUUCGCAGCCAUGACAUGGGGAGCUUUAUAUCUCCUUCUUGAACCUGUCGCUGGAGGCGCCCUGGCCUUGAUCUGCCUCGCCUCCGCGGCAGGCACAAACUACCUCCGCAUCCAAUACCCGGAGAGUGCCAACCAGACCGCCCUUGCCAUCCAUAUCGUAUGCUGGAUCGCGCAGUUUGUCGGCCACGGCAAGUUCGAGGGUAGAGCCCCGGCCCUGCUGGACAACCUCUUCCAGGCCAUCUUCCUCGCUCCCCUGUUCGUCUGGCUCGAGCUUCUUUUCAUGAUCGGAUACCGCCCCGAGCUCAAAAAGCGUGUCGACAAGGCUGUCGCGGUUGAGAUUGCCAAGUUCCGCGCGCGGAAGGCUGAACAGGCCGAGAAGGCAAAGAAGGCUCAAUAA
Messenger RNA from Podospora anserina S mat+, 588 nucleotides. RefSeq lists its product as uncharacterized. Gene Ontology annotation, cellular component: endoplasmic reticulum. The record is from RefSeq and is a predicted model, not a curated record. Gene Ontology annotation, biological process: sphingoid catabolic process. The transcript is spliced from 3 exons. Bases 1 to 588 code for a protein of 195 amino acids. Lineage: Eukaryota; Fungi; Ascomycota; Sordariomycetes; Sordariales; Podosporaceae.